Molecule: messenger RNA, 1922 nt
Organism: Rubroshorea leprosula
Lineage: Eukaryota; Viridiplantae; Streptophyta; Magnoliopsida; Malvales; Dipterocarpaceae
Source: the annotation of a GenBank genome assembly
AGCAGUACUCCCAUCUUAUUUUCUGCAUAUAUAUGAAGCACAAAGCACUUCUCCUUCACCCAAUUCAUCAGCAUUGUGUCUUCUCUUACAAUCUCAAUGGGUUCCUUUUCAGUGGAUGAUUUAUCUCUUCCUUAUGAUGCCUUGUUCCUUGGGUUCGACAGCUCUACUCAGUCCUUGAAGGCAACCGUGUUGGAUUCCAAUCUCAACGUUGUUACUUCGCAGCUAGUUCAUUUUCACUCUGAAUUGCCUCAUUACAAGACACAGGAUGGAGUUUAUAGAGACCCCUCCAUUAAUGGCAGAAUUGUUUCCCCCACCUUGAUGUGGGUUGAGGCUUUUGAUCUUGUUCUUCAAAAACUCUCCAACUCCAAUCUUGAUUUUGGAAAAAUUGCUGCUGUAUCUGGUAGUGGACAGCAACAUGGUAGUGUCUACUGGAAGAAUGGAGCUUCUGCAAUGUUAUCAUCGUUGGACUCUAGGAAGCCAUUAGUUGAUCAGCUUCGGGAUGCUUUUUCAACCAAAGAAUCACCCAUUUGGAUGGACAGCAGCACCACAGCACAGUGUAGAGAAAUAGAGAAAGCAGUUGGAGGAGCAUUGGAGUUGUCUAAACUUACCGGAUCUCGUGGUUAUGAGAGAUUCACAGGUCCACAAAUUAAGAAGAUGUUUGAGACACAGCCUGAUGUUUAUAAGAAUACAGAGAGAAUCUCUCUUGUUAGCUCUUUCAUGGCAUCUCUUCUGAUUGGGGCUUAUGCGUCUAUUGAUGAAACCGAUGGUGCAGGGAUGAACUUGAUGGAUAUAAAGCAAAGAGUCUGGUCUAAGAUUGUUUUGGAGUUUGAGGCUUUUGAUGUAAUUAACGUCUGUUGUUCAUCACUGUCUCUACUCCAGGCUACCGCACCAGGUUUGGAAGAAAAGCUUGGUAAACUUGCGCCAUCCCACGCUGCUGCUGGUCAUAUCUGUUCCUAUUUUGUAGAGAGGUAUAAUUUCAAUAAAGAUUGUUUGGUCAUUCAAUGGUCCGGAGACAAUCCAAACAGUUUGGCAGGUUUAACCCUGAACAAACCUGGAGACCUGGCAAUCAGCCUAGGGACCAGCGACGUUGUGUUUGGCAUCACUAAAGAUCCACAACCUAGAUUACAAGGUCAUGUCCUCCCUAAUCCUGUUGACACGGAAAGCUACAUGGUAAUGUUGGGCACCAAGAAUGCGUCUCUGAUGCGUGAAGAUGUUCGUGACCGAUGUGCUGAGAAGUCUUGGGAUGUUUUCAAUAAAUUUCUGCAGCAAUCACCUCCACUAAAUGGUGGGAAGUUAGGUUUCUACUACAAGGAGCAUGAAAUCCAUCCUCCCCUUCCUGUUGGCUUUCAUAGGUACAUUCUUGAGAAUUUCACUGGGGAAACACUUGAAGGGUUGAAAGAACGUGAAGUGCAAGAGUUCGAUCCUCCCUCUGAGGUCCGGGCUUUGAUUGAGGGCCAAUUUCUCACUAUUCGUGCGUAUUCAGAGAGAUUCGGUAUGCCUUCUCCUCCAAAACGAAUCAUAGCUACUGGUGGAGCAUCUGCAAAUCAAAACAUUCUGAACACAAUUGCAUCCAUUUUUGGCUGCAACGUUUUUACAGUCCAACAGCCAGAUUCAGCUUCUCUAGGAGCAGCAUUGAGGGCUGCACAUGGUUGGCUGUGCAACAAGAAUGGUAGUUUUGUGCCCAUCUCAUGUAUGUACGGGAAUUUGGAGAAGACAUCUCUCAACUGUAAGCUGGCGGUGACUCCUGGAGACCAGCAACUUGUUGACAAGUAUUCCUUGCUAAUGAAGAAGAGAAUGGAAAUUGAGGAUCGUCUCGUGCAGAAGUUAGGCCGCUGGUAGGAAAAAAUUAGUUGGUUCUUUUCCUCUCUUUUUUUUUUUUUAAUUGGCAAAAUAAAUUUUAUUAAUAAAAUUAGUUCUAGACU